AUGAUAGUCUUAGCAGACAAAGAGGGAUCAGGGAAGAAGAUCUUAAUGUCCAACGCUGUCUCUGAGGAGCAGUAUCUAGUACGCCACUCUUCAACUGUCUCCCUUCUUGCCAUGGGAUACAUGAGUCAUAGUGCGGUUCAAUCUUUAGUUUUUGAGCCAUAUUCUUGUGUUGGUGUGCGUGUCUCCUCACAUGUGCACAUGUGCUUUAACGCAGAAUUUCCUAGAGCUUUCUCUAUCUUUCUCCUAGCUUGA
Pieris macdunnoughi is the source of this 252-nucleotide messenger RNA. The record is from the annotation of a GenBank genome assembly. NCBI's taxonomy places the organism in Eukaryota, Metazoa, Arthropoda, Insecta, Lepidoptera, Pieridae.